AUUAGAAAUUUCAACUUUCGAGAUGGAUUGAGAAAGAAAAACCUUUUAUAAAAACAAAACGAAAAUAUCAAAAUUAACUUUUAAGAUUUCAUAAACACAGUCGCGCGGUUUAGAGAAAGAGAAAUGGGAAGAGCUUAUGUUUAUGUGAUUCUUGGUGGUGGUGUUGCUGCUGGUUAUGCUGCUCUUGAGUUCUCAAGAAGAGGAGUCGGUCAUGGUGAACUUUGCAUCAUUUCUGAAGAAUCUGUUGUACCUUAUGAAAGACCUGCACUGAGCAAAGGAUUUUUACUUCCAGAAGCUCCUACACGCCUUCCAUCUUUCCACACCUGCGUAGGAGCAAAUGAGGAAAGGUUGACUCUAAAAUGGUACAACGAACAUGGAAUUGAACUAGUUCUUGGAACUCGAGUUAAGUCUGUUGAUGUGAGGCGGAAGACACUGCUAACUUCACUUGGAGAAACUAUAAGUUACAAGUACCUGAUUAUUGCAACAGGGGCUCGGGCUUUAAAACUUGAAGAAUUUGGAGUGAGCGGUCCAGAAGCCGAAAAUGUUUGUUAUUUGCGUAAUGUAGCUGAUGCAACCAGGCUUGUUGAAGUGAUGCAAUCUUGUCCUGGUGGGAAUGCUGUUAUCAUUGGUGGGGGCUACAUCGGUAUGGAGUGUGCCGCAUCUAUGGUGAUAAAUAAAAUGAAUGUCACAAUGGUCUACCCAGAGGCCCAUUGCAUGGCCCGUCUAUUUACAAGAAAGAUUGCGAAUUACUAUGAAGAUUAUUACAAGUCUAAAGGAGUGAAAUUCAUUAAAGGAACUGUUUUGUCAUCAUUUGAAAAGGAUUCAGACGGGAAAGUAACAUCUGUAGUUCUUAGGGAUGGAACCAAACUUCUCACAGAUAUGGUUGUGGUAGGAAUCGGGAUCCGGCCGAACACAAGUUUAAUCGAGGGUCAGCUGACUUUGGAAAAGGGUGGAAUUAAAGUGAACGGUCUAAUGCAAUCAAGUAAUAGCUCAGUAUAUGCAGUGGGAGACGUUGCAACAUUCCCAGUCAAACUCUUCGGGGAAACUCGUAGACUUGAACACGUUGACUCGGCACGUAAAUCAGCAAAACACGCUGUUGCAUCAUUAAUGGCUCCAAACAAAACAUGGGAUUUCGAUUACCUACCUUUCUUCUACUCUAGAGUUUUUACAUUAUCUUGGCAGUUUUAUGGUGACAAUGUAGGAGAAGUAGUACACUAUGGGGAUUUUUUAGGAAGCACAUUUGGAGCUUAUUGGGUUAAAAAUUGUUAUCUUGUGGGGUCAUUUCUCGAGGGUGGAACUAAAGAAGAGUACGAAGCCAUAGCAAAAGCAACCAGACUGAAACCCAGGAUCGAAGACUUAGCAGAGCUCGAAAGACAAGGUCUUGAUUUUGCUGUUUCAAUUGGUUAGCAACUGCCUCCUGUGGUUGCAACCGUUGCUGAGGUGCCAAGCUUUGGAAUCAUUAUGAAUAAACCAUUACAUGCUUGGCACGCCGUUGCCGGGGUUGUUCUGGCUGCGUCCAUUGCUGGGUUUGGUUACUGGUACGGAAGAAGACGCCGAAAGUGGUAGAGAUUGACGCUGUCAUCCUAGGUUUUCUUUUAAAUAUGGAUGGCGAUUCAGUUUCCGUUAUGCUCAUCAUGUUGUAGCAGUUUUCGGUGUAGGAACAUUAAAAAAAAUACAUAAAUGAUCUAAUGGGGGUUUCCCUAUCAUACAUCUAUUGUUUAUUAUUCCAAAUUUAGAUACAUAAACAAUAAAAAAUUGUUAUAUGAAAUUGUAUUUGUACUGAUAUUUGUAUUCUAAUCAUUUUUUUUUCUUCAUAAAGAGAGGAUUGGUUGCAGACACGUGUAUACAUAUUUUAUUUAUAUAUACAAUCAUUUAUAUUAUAAGGGA
Molecule: messenger RNA, 1887 nt
Organism: Papaver somniferum (opium poppy)
Lineage: Eukaryota; Viridiplantae; Streptophyta; Magnoliopsida; Ranunculales; Papaveraceae
Product: monodehydroascorbate reductase 4, peroxisomal-like
Exons: 7
Coding region: 124-1407 (427 amino acids)
Cellular component (GO): cytoplasm
Molecular function (GO): oxidoreductase activity, acting on NAD(P)H; flavin adenine dinucleotide binding
Source: RefSeq, a predicted model, not a curated record